AUGUUCCACUGGCUCCUCCUUCUAUCCAUUCAUCUAGCUCUCCCCGUGUUAGCCAGUCUAAAGGAUCUAUCACAAUGCGAUCCCCUCAAGAAAGAUGCUCAUUGCCCUCCUGAUCCCGCUUUCGCCAGCAAAACCUCCUUUGACUUUACAAAAGCCACCUGGGACGACCAGUUCACUUCCUUCUGGACCGUCGAUUCUUCUACAUCGCAAGACAAACGCCAGCUCACUUUCAACAACACCGAUGGCAAAGGCGCCUCCUUCAACAUCUGGCAAGACAGCCAAGCACCCACUCUAACCAGCAACAGAUACCUCCUCUUUGGUAAAGUCAGCGUCCAAGUCCAAGCCGUCAAAGGUCCCGGCAUCAUCACCGCCAUUGUCCUCAAGUCUGACUCAGGAGACGAAAUCGAUUGGGAACUCCUCGGAGCAUACGAAAACCAAGCCCAAACAAACUACUUUUACGACGGCCAGCCCCUCUUCAACACGUACAACACAACAUACCAUCUCGACACCUCCUCCUUCGCCUCGACACAAAAGUACGGCAUCGAAUGGACCCCCACAAACCUCAGCUUCUCCAUCAACAACAUCAUCCGCAAGUCCUGGCACGUCGGCGACAUCCCAGCCUACAAAUGGCCUCAAACCCCAAUGCAAGUCAAGCUCGGCAUCUGGACCGUCAGCAACAGCGGCGAUCCAGGCACCGUCGUCUGGGCCGGCGGUCUACCCAACUGGACCACCCACGACGCCGACAGGAACCCCUACAGCGCCUAUUUCAAGUCAAUCGAGCUGGAAGAUUAUACCGGCGGCUGCAACGAGACUACCAAGGGCGCCAACGUCGAGUAUCUGUAUGAUGAACGCACCACAGGCUGGCAGGACAUUGACAUCAAGGGAUGCGUCAAACGAUCAACUCCUGGCGCCUAUCCUCCCCCUAUUGCUUCAUCUGAUGGCCCCCAACCCACACAUACCAGCGACGGCGAUAAAUCUCACCCUUCCUCAUCGGCUACUACUGAGGAACAGCCAUCGCAAACGGGAGAGCAAAAUCCAGACUCGUCUGAAAACAGCGGCAAUGAGAGUGACAAUGCGGCGCUACCCAGUGGGAGACCAUCUUCGCCACUCGGUGCAGUGCUCUUCCUCCUUUGGCUUCUCGCUGCGUGA
Messenger RNA from Trichoderma aggressivum f. europaeum, 1149 nucleotides. RefSeq names its product CAZyme family GH16. Gene Ontology annotation, biological process: carbohydrate metabolic process; fungal-type cell wall organization. The coding region runs from base 1 to 1149 and encodes 382 amino acids. The transcript is spliced from 3 exons. Lineage: Eukaryota; Fungi; Ascomycota; Sordariomycetes; Hypocreales; Hypocreaceae. The record is from RefSeq and is a predicted model, not a curated record. Gene Ontology annotation, cellular component: fungal-type cell wall. Gene Ontology annotation, molecular function: glycosyltransferase activity; hydrolase activity, hydrolyzing O-glycosyl compounds.